CCGCCUGAGGGGGAGGCGGCGGCGGCCUCCUCCUCCGCCGCCUCCCGGCCCGCCGUCAUGGCCCGUGCAGGGCCCCCGGCGCGGCCGCCGGUAGAGGGGCUCGGCCUCCCGCGCACGCCGGGCCCAGCCGGCCCCACCGACCGCAGGGUACCUGUGAUCUCUCAUAUGUGGAAAGAACGCUAGCAUAAAGGUGAAAAAAUGGGUGUUAAAACAUUCACUCAUAAUUCCCCUGCUCACAGUCAGGAGAUGCUGGGAAAGCUGAACAUGCUUCGUAACGAUGGACAUUUUUGUGAUAUCACCAUCCGCGUCCAGGACAAAAUCUUCAGGGCGCACAAGGUGGUUUUGGCAGCCUGCAGCGACUUCUUCCGUUCCAAGCUCGUCGGCCAAGCAGAAGACGAGAGCAAGAGCGUGUUAGACCUGCACCAUGUGACAGUGACUGGUUUUAUACCGCUCCUGGAAUAUGCUUACACAGCAACACUAUCUAUUAAUACAGAAAACAUUAUCGAUGUGUUGGCUGCAGCCAGCUACAUGCAGAUGUUCAGCGUUGCUAGCACGUGCUCGGAAUUCAUGAAGUCCAGCAUUUUAUGGAACACGCCCAACAGCCAGCAAGAGAAGGUGCUGGAUGCAGGACAGGAGAACAGCGCAAACUGCAAUUUUACUUCUCGGGAUGGCAGCCUUUCUCCAGUUUCUUCUGAGUGCAGCGUAGUGGAAAGAACCAUUCCUGUUUGCCGAGAGUCACGAAGAAAGCGCAAAAGCUACAUUGUUAUGUCUCCCGAGAGCCCCCUUAAGUGUAACACACAGACAAGUUCCCCCCAAGUGCUGAAUCCUUCAACUUCUUACCCAGAGUCCAGAAAUCAGCCCGUGGACUCAUCCUUAGCUUUUCCCUGGACUUUUCCUUUUGGAAUUGAUCGAAGACUUCAGUCUGAGAAGGUGAAGCAGGCGGAGAACUCUAGGACUUUGGAAAUGCCUGGACCCUCCGAGUCCAACAGAAGAAUUACAGAUUACAUGACUUGUGAGAGCACAAAAGCCAGUUCUCCCCUUGUGAUUGAGGAAGACGUGCGUGUCAAAGUGGAAAGGUUAAGUGACGAGGAGGUGCACGAGGAGGUAUCGCAGCCUGUUAGCGCAUCCCAGAGCUCUCUGAGCGAUCAGCAGACGGUCCCAGGAAGCGAGCAAGUGCAGGAAGAUCUCCUGAUCAGCCCACAGUCUUCCUCUAUAGGCUCAAUAGAUGAGGGGGUUACGGAGGGAUUGCCCACACUCCAGAGUACCUCUGGCACUAACGCUCAUGCAGAUGAUGAUGAUCGUUUGGAGAACGUUCAGUAUCCCUACCAACUCUACAUUGCUCCUUCUACCAGCAGCACAGAGAGACCCAGCCCAAAUGGUCCAGACAGACCUUUUCAGUGUCCAACCUGCGGGGUCCGGUUCACUCGCAUUCAGAACUUAAAACAACACAUGCUUAUCCACUCAGGCAUUAAACCAUUUCAGUGUGACCGCUGUGGGAAAAAGUUCACCCGAGCUUACUCGCUAAAGAUGCAUCGCCUGAAGCACGAAGGUAAACGCUGUUUCCGGUGCCAGAUAUGUAGUGCCACUUUCACUUCCUUCGGGGAAUAUAAACACCACAUGCGGGUUUCCCGGCAUAUUAUCCGCAAGCCUCGGAUUUACGAGUGCAAAACAUGUGGCGCCAUGUUCACCAACUCUGGAAAUUUAAUCGUUCACCUGAGGAGCUUGAACCAUGAAGCGUCAGAGCUAGCAAACUACUUCCAGAGCAGUGACUUCCUAGUACCGGACUACUUAAACCAGGAACAAGAAGAGACCCUCGGGCAGUAUGAGCUAGGGGAGCAUGGCUUUGAAAGCAACUCUUCUGUCCAAAUGCCUGUCAUUUCACAGGUGUCGUCAACUCAGAAUUGUGAAAGCACUUUCCCCUUGGGGUCUCUGGGUGGGUUGGCAGAGAAGGAAGAAGAUAUGCCAGAGCAGCCAAAGACUAACGCCACUGCUGAGGCAACCACAGGUGACCCUCCGAAACCGGAGCUGUCAUCUAUUACUAUUGAAUAAUUCAUGGUUUGGUUUCAUUUUUGUUCUUUGGAAAGUGCCUGUGUUUGGUCCUGUACAUUUUAAUUUAAUUUUUUUAAACAAAAGUGGGGAGAUUUUCCCUUUUUACUUUGUAAGCUACGCUUUAAACAGAAAACUGCAACAGAUGUUAGAUUAUUUUUCAUGACUGAAUGAUCACUUCUGUGAAAAUAUUUAAGACUGAAUGCACAAAAAGAUCUUGUCAGAACAUCAUGGAAGCUGUGAUACACUUCUAAAGAAGAACAACUGAUUCAGAUCACUUUAACUAUUUCUUCUUCCACAGUUAGAGCAGCUCAUUAAGUUUCUCUUGCUUCUGCAGACCCUCUGGUUAAGGGAAAGAAAUCAGAGGAAACCUUUUUAAAAUGACAAACAAAAGGAUGCAUUGGAAAUCAUUAUUGAACAGUUUUGACUAGUUUUGAGUGGAUGCUUUAAUCUUCUGCAUAAAAAAAGAAAAAUGACACUUCCUAUCUCUGUGCCUGCUGUUUUUCAAAGCGCUUACUGUAACCCUUUUCUUGGAAACAGUAAGCAUUUUUGAAACUAACAGUCACAGGCUUUUUAAAAACACGUUGUCCCUUUUCAUCUCAGAUGAAUCAGUUUUGACAAACCAAGAGAUGUCAUGCCAGGUAUUCCUACUUCUUAUAUUCCAGUCCUUUUAGAAACUGCUUGAUCAGGUAGCCUGUCUAGAUUUGCCCAUCUAAGGUUAGACGUGGAAAUACUACGGUCAGAAGUCUGAUGGUGCAUAAUGAAUUGAGGAUGAUAGGAAAGUGUAUAUCCGUGCAAGCCUGACAAAUAUCUCAUGACUGUAUCUUUCUGUAGAAGGGGGACCUUCUACAUGAAAUGUAUGAAAAUGAAGGUUUUCCCAAACAGAAAUUCUGAAGUCGUGGCUAGAUUGUUUGCAGAUCUGAUCACUUCCCCCUGUCAUGUAUACUGUAUCUUUACUAAUCUCCAAAAGCUAGCUAGAGGGAGUUUACAGAUGGGAAAAAAAUGAGCUCUUUUGUGUGUUAUUGCACAUUUUUUUGUUUAUACAUAUGCAUGUAUAGUUUCUGAGAUUUUUAUUAGUCUGUUUUGGACAAAACGAGCAAUUUACUCUCUUUAGAGGCCAUCUUUCUAACCCAACGGGGGGUUGUUUACAAAAAACCUAUAUAGCAAUGAUGAAUUGUUCCUGUUUCAAAACAUUUUAAGUCCUUGCCAACUCGGUUUAUUAAAGGCCAUUACUCCAGCUACAUACACAGCUCAAGUAAGCAAUAAAUUGAAAGAUUUGCAAUUUCAUUUUUCCAUAUUUAGAAAAAGCUGCAAAUUUAGGGUGUGGGAUUUUCAGAGCAGUGAGUCUUGUUUUGUCGAGGCUGUUUGGGCUAUAGUACUGCUUUGAAACCUAAAUCAGGAAAUAUAUUAGGAGGUUUGUGAUUUUUCUUACUGCUUCUUAAGUUAACUCGGUGUUUGAUGCCAAAUGCCUGUCGCCUACAGAUGACAUGCUGAGCAAGUAGGUAUUACCUGAUCUUAGUAUUCCAAAGGCAUGAUAUACUCCCUUAGUUUUGAAUCUUGGUUGGUUGUUGUUUGUUUUUUUUUAAAUUGUUGCUUUCUGUUCGGAUUUGUUUUAGGCAAAUAUGAGGAGGAAAUGAAACCAAUAGAGAAAGGUUGCUUCUGAAGAAACAGAAGACACAAAAGUCGUAUUAUAUGGCAAGAUCAAUUUGUAUUCAGUUAGCUUAGGCAGCUUUGAUACUCUGUAGGUCUGAGUUGUUUCUACUAAUAGCCAGCUUCCGUAAGGAAAAAAGUUUAUUGCCCUUUGGAAAGAGCUUAAAGGGUUUCAGUGACUUUAAAAUUUUUCUCUGCUGUGUUUUAGGUCAAUAAACCACAUUUUAGUUAGAUAGAGCAAAAACAUUUGGGAUAUAAGUCCUUUCCAAGUUGCUGGAAUGAAGUUUCUCCGCCAGAUCCAAAGGGUGUUUUAGCAUCACGCUGCAAAGAAGUUCUCUGCUACAAUUCAGUCUUGUAUGUCUACCUGUGUAAGUCUUCUUAAAAGGGCUUGAAGGAGAAAUUCUUCAUUUGGGAUGCUGUACUGUGAAUUAGUCCAGUGUCUGUUGAUGGGCUGAAUUUAAAGACCAAUUCUCUUCCAGUUCUGAUUUCUGCAACUGAGAAGCCAGUGAGACAAGACAAGGUCUUUUGCUGAGCUUUAUCCUGAAUUAUAGGGCUAUGAAACUGAACUCACAUACAUAAUUUGCUUUUUUUCUAACAAGUGUUACUCCACCUUGCAGGUAUGAGGAUCCUUUGUGAUUCAUGUAGUAAAAAGUACUUCACACAGAAACACAUUUCCAGACUGUACGGAUGUAAUGAUCAAAGGUGGUUAGAUAUAAACGGACGUAAUCUUCUGUUGGAAUCUGAUCAUUUUCACCCAUUAGAUAUUUUGCUGAACAGUUUAUCAGUGAGGAGAAGUGCAAAUACAGAAUAGACAUAUCUGGAUAUUGGAUUUUUAAGGCUUAAAAUUUUGUGUCAGAAGGCAAACUGCUUUCUGAAUACCAAAGAGAAGGGGAAAUAAAAGCUAAGACGACUUUGCAGCUCUAAUCUGUUCUUCCUUGAAAAGAAAUGAGUAUCAUUAACUGUUAACACCUUGGUACAAGGCAAGUCAUGGGUUUCAUUGGUCAUCACGCUAUGUUACACAUUCUCUUUUUAACCCUGUAAUCUCCGUGAAACAUCUUAAUUUAGUUCCCACUUUUCAGUCUGAUUCAACUGCAGGAACAAUAAGAGUUUUUAGAGGAUUUUUUUUGUUGGUUUGUUCAGUUUUAGGGUUGGGUUUACUUGUUAGUUCUCCUGUUUGUAAUCGUUUCUUGUUAGUAUCUCUUUUCUCCAUAGAAGUGAACACAGAUUAAACACAAAUAUUGUUUUAUUUCUCGUCCCUAACUUGUUGGAAGUGUUCAGUUCUUUGAAACACUGGUGUUCUUCACAGGAGAGAUGUAAAAGCAUAGGACACCUUAAAACAAUCUCUGUUGCUAAUACGCUUAGAUUCCAAAUUGAGCAAGAUAGAUAUCUAACUAAGCUAGAAGAAACUUGCCUUAAACUACACUUGGGAUUAAACCUAAAGUAUAAAUUUCUUUCAGUACAUUAUCAGAGGAUUUUGAACUCUGGACUGCAUUUUCUUUUUUUCCUCUUUUUUUUUUCUUUUCUUUUCUGUUUUUUUUCUGUAAUUUUUUCUCUCCUGCCCCCACACCCCCGGAAACCCCCAUUAUUUGGUAUGCAUUUAUGUUUCUGUGUGACAAGGAUCACAGAAUCGCGGAACAGUUGAGACUGGAAGGGACUCUGGAGGUGAUCUAGUUAACCCUCAUGCUCAAAGCAGAAUCAGCGAGAACAGGUUGCUCAGUCAGAUUUUGAAUAUCUGCGAAGAUGGAGACUCCCCAAGUUCUCUAGGAAAGCUGUUCCAGUGUUUGACCACCCUCACUGUUAAAAAGGUUUCGGUAUGUUUGCAUGGGAUUUCUUGUUUUUCACUUUGUGCCCACUGAGAAAGGUCUGGCUCCAUCUUCUCUGCCCCCUUCUAUCCAGUAGUUUCACAGAUGGAUAAGAUCCUCCUGAGCCUUCCCCAGGCCGAACAGCCCAAUCACUCCCAGCCUGUACGGCAGAUGUUCUAGUCCCUUUCUCAUCUUUGUGGCCCUUACAAGUUGUUUAGAAUUUCUUCCAAAUAGCUACACGCACAACACAUUGCAGCAGUUUCUUUGUCAAUGAGUAGUCUCCAAAUGAAUUCACCAAAUGAUUUAUGUCUUGCUUUUUGCGUAUCCUCCUCCCAUGCGGCACCAAUCUUUGCACUCAGUGGAAAAUCCUGUCCUCGCCCAUUUAUUUUGCAAGCAGAGUGCCUUUACUACCACAGAACUAGCAAGGUUCUGCCGUAUGCCAGGGACCCGGAUUCUCGGAGUCUGUGUGGGGUCUUUACUCCUUGCAUAUUGUGUAGAGCAGUACGUCUGAUGGGAACAAUGGGAGGGGAAGGGAUAGGCUUUUUCCUGAUUUAUCAUGGUGUUUUGGGAGAGGGGAGAAGAUUCAGAAGCUUUCUAUUUCCCUGCAAAGAGUGGAAGAAAAAGAAGUUAGGUUUUCACUGUGCGGGAGUUUUGGCCAGGUUGUAAGGGUUUGUUUUGUUUUUCGAUGCAGACACAUAGCACAACUCCCCUGGAAGUCCAUGGGGAUACCUACACUUUUAGCAGCUUAAGCUCCCCGUAAGAGCUGCUUGUCACUGUUCUUACACCACAUUAAAAAAGGUGUGUGUUCCUGACGAUUUGUCUGUCUUACUACAGUUUGAGUUCAGUUGUCAGGCUCGCAGAUACUAUGGUCAAGUCUCUCAUACUGAGAGAUUAGUAGACUAGGUUAUUGAAAAUGGUUCUGGGUUCACAUGUAUCCUGAGUCUAAAAGGUAUGAAUUUAAACUUUUUUAAAAAGUAAUAGCUGCCAAUGCAGUAAAAUAUAUUUUAUAAGACUAUGAUCCCUAUAUGUCCCUUACGGGAUAAAAUUUUAUUGUUUUUAAGCUAUGGUUUAAAGUUUUUAUAUGAGGGCUUCAGUCGCUUCUUGGUUGCUGGCUUUCCCCUCCAGCCCCAGGAUGUAAGAGCACUGAGACUAUUGCCGGUCUCUCUCUGAGACGAACCAUGAAGCAUUUUAUAUGCAAAUAGAACGGGAGCUUUGUGCACCCUGCAGGGAUGGAGAAAAUGCAGAUGCAGGAGCACCUGUCGCUCCUACAUCCAUUACAACUUCCACACCAUCAGAAUAUGGAAAAUAGCUAAUUUUCAUUCAGAUCGAUUAAGUUCGAGUUUUGCUUAUGAGGUGAAACCCAGUUUUGGAGGUUUCUCAUCUCCAGUUAUGGACAUAAUAAAUUCCAUAGCACCUUGAUGACAGAUAAGAGGGUUCAAGGCCGGACGGUACCUCAGCCACAUCAGAGGUCCCUAGCAAAUAGAAUCGGUUCAAAGUAUUGGAGGAAAUGUACCAUAAAAAACAAAUGUGAAUUUUUUUAAAUGCAACAGUACUUACUGCUCUGGGUUUUUGUUAACUCAAUGUGUGCUAUCACAGUAAUUCAGUGUCCCACAGGUCUCAAAUCGGGUUGCACUAAAAAAAAAAAUAAAAUAAAUAGCUGAAUCAGUUUCUGGUGCUGCCAGCCUGUGUGGCAACUGUACCUGCAGUCUUCCUGAGGGUUGCUGAAGUCCCCAGAGGAGUGAUUUUGUUUAACCAUUCGUUUAGCUGAUGCAUGCUUUUGAUAUUCUGACCUAUAGCCCUGGCUACACCAAGUUCUUGGACAGCUUCUUUGCCCUGUUCCUGCAGUGCCUUCACUCUAGGUGCUGCCCUAUGGUGAAACCCCAAAGAGGGAAAAGAGUAAGCUGGAGGAAAAAAUGUGAAUUAAAUUAUUGUUGGGCUUCUUUGUGCAUUUUAGUAACAGUGAAACCCCCUUAACUGUGCCAGUCUCCAGUCACCAGCCGUAUAUCCAGUCGUCAUCUCAUCCACAGUACAGCUUCUCUUGUUGAUGCUGGCCACAGCUAGAUUACUUGGCAUGUUUAUUGACUUAACAGAAUUGUUUUUUGGUUUUGGUUUUGUUUUUUAAUGUAUACGAUGUUUAAAUACACUUCACAUUUUAUAUAAUACUAUCUGGCUAUUAGUAUUUUUCAGGAACCAUAGUUCUUGGUGGCUAUAUAUAUUUUUGUGACUUUUUUUGUAAACUAAGUGCCGUUUCAACGUUACAAUCAUUUUUAGAGUUAUUGUAAUCAAUGUGAAUAUCAUGUUUUUUCAAAUCUGUUCUGAGCCUGUAGUGUUUGCUUUGUGAUCAUAUGUGUAAUGUAUAUAUUCUGUAUAGUUACAUUGUAUUGAAAUACUAGCUUGUUUGAUAUAAGAACAGUAUGUAUUGGGUACCUUUUUGCUAGCCUGGUUGUUUAAUCUUUAAAAAAAAAUGUUCUAAAAUACAAAAAAAAAAUAAUCUCCAAACUGGUCCCAUUAUAGGUCAAAAUUAAGGGGGGAGAAAAACUAGUUUUGAGUGUCUUUGGAUAGAAACAUGAAGCUUAAGAUUUUUCAUUAAAAUAUUAAUGUUUUAUGGAGUA
Molecule: messenger RNA, 8110 nt
Organism: Falco peregrinus (peregrine falcon)
Lineage: Eukaryota; Metazoa; Chordata; Aves; Falconiformes; Falconidae
Gene: ZBTB44
Product: zinc finger and BTB domain containing 44
Exons: 6
Coding region: 199-2049 (616 amino acids)
Biological process (GO): positive regulation of gene expression; regulation of transcription by RNA polymerase II
Molecular function (GO): DNA-binding transcription factor activity, RNA polymerase II-specific; protein binding; RNA polymerase II cis-regulatory region sequence-specific DNA binding
Source: RefSeq, a predicted model, not a curated record